This is a messenger RNA of Salvelinus namaycush (lake trout), 1087 nucleotides long. RefSeq names its product HAUS augmin-like complex, subunit 7 (gene haus7). Gene Ontology annotation, biological process: centrosome cycle; spindle assembly. The transcript is spliced from 3 exons. Gene Ontology annotation, molecular function: microtubule minus-end binding. Lineage: Eukaryota; Metazoa; Chordata; Actinopteri; Salmoniformes; Salmonidae. Gene Ontology annotation, cellular component: HAUS complex. The annotation marks the transcript as partial. The record is from RefSeq and is a predicted model, not a curated record.
UGUGUGUUCCUGCGUGGUGAGGAGGCCAGCCGGUUCUCUGUGUGCGCGUUACGUGUAGCUGUGUCUGAUCUGACCCAGAUGAUGAGUGUGUUCAGCCGUGUGUACGACACGGACUUCAGAUCCUACUGCUGCAGAGACCCUCCCAGCCUCCGAUCACACACACACAUCUUCAGCACUGUCCAUAGGCUGCUCACCGCCUGGAACACGGAGCUAGAGGUCCUGUGGCAGGUAUCAGAGGUGUCUGUCUGUCUGUCUGGCACGGUGAAUGAGGUACACUCAGACCCUUGCUACUGGAGCCACGGACACAAACACACCCUCUCCACCCAGUUGGAGGACCUUACCAAGAGAUACACAGAGUUCCUUUCUCUUCACCACGGCUAGCAGGCUACCGCUAACCGAACCCUGAACUCCAGACUGAAGCUAGCAAGCUACCGCUAACCGAACCCUGAACUCCAGACUGAAGCUAGCAAGCUACCGCUAACCGAACCCUGAACUCCAGACUGAAGCUAGCAAGCUACCGCUAACCGAACCCUGAACUCCAGACUGAAGCUAGCAAGCUACUGCUAACCGAACCCUGAACUCUACAGACAACUAUUAGCUUGCUACUGCUAACUCUCCAUGAUCAUCACAUGCUAGCAUCAGUGUUAACUUUCCUGCCUUUCAAUGCUGAGAUUGUUCUGGUAUCAGUGCUAACUGUGUAACUGUUACUAGAGCAGAUCAUUAUCUAGCUUUCCAUGUUCCCAUCUUAGUGAUUCAAAAUGUUUCAAUACAUUUCAAAUCAUUGUUUUUGUAAAUGUUUUAAUACGAGUGCACAAUAUAGGGAAUAGGGUGUCAUAGGGCCCUGAUCCAAAGUAGUGCACUAUAUAGGGUGCCAUUUGGGACAUUCGGCAGCGAUACAUCAAAUAUGUUUUGGUAAUAUGUUCUGCUUUCUCAACACCAGAACUGCAGACAUUGUUUUAUGUUGUCUGUAAGUUGUUACAGUGUGAUAUGUCUCAAACAUUAUUUUCCCCCUCCUCUCUUGGUUGCACCGGGUCUCUUGAAAAAAAAAUGUUAUCUCAAUGAGACUAACCUGGAUAAAUAAAGGUCU